Molecule: messenger RNA, 2655 nt
Organism: Endocarpon pusillum Z07020
Lineage: Eukaryota; Fungi; Ascomycota; Eurotiomycetes; Verrucariales; Verrucariaceae
Exons: 5
Coding region: 1-2655 (884 amino acids)
Molecular function (GO): protein binding
Source: RefSeq, a predicted model, not a curated record
AUGGAUGGCUUUUCAAGCGCAGCAAGCGGACUUGCCGUCGUCUCACUUGGGCUACAACUCGCUGGCGGCCUCAUUAAGUUAUACGACUUUUGGGGCACGGUUCGGGACGCGCCUCAAGAAGUUGGCGAGAUCUUACUGGAUUUGAAGUUGCUUUCGAGGAUACUCGAUGAGCUUAUCAAGCGGAAGGACCCUAGCCCUCAUAUCAAGGAUGCACUAGACUGUUGCAACGAUAAGGUAGCGGCACUUCACAGCAUAGUGAGGGAAUUUGAACCAAAUUUCAGUUCCAGUAAACCCCAUAUCCGAUUAUGGACCAAAUUCAAAGCGGCGCAUAAGAGGCAGAAGCUAAAACGAUUCCGCGAUUCUCUUCAAGAGACAAAGGCAACCCUCUUACUCGCUUUACUACCCCAGUUGUAUGUCGUGGUCAAAUCCUUCCGCCAAUUUUUUCCUUGGAAGACUCACAUCGACUGUAGUGAAGCGGCCCCCGAAUACAUUGAGGAGAUCCAAACUGGAAAUCAAGACCCUACAAAGAACGCCAAAAGCUAUCAGGCGAAUGAAUCAAAAUCAUCACCGGAGUUUAAUAUUAGGUCCGAGUCCGACCUCCCACAAUACUCGGAGAUUCGAGACUCGUCAUUCGACCCACCUGAAGAGGGUAUAUUUCAUGCUGGUUCGAAAUUCCAUAUCCGCCAGCUGCCUCCGGAUGUACCUGCUUCGGCGCUUCAAGCCUCUAUAGAAGGCGCUUUUCAGGUGGCAGCCGAAAAAUAUUUCAGAGGUGGUGCGUUUGCGCGGGCGAUGAAUGAUACGAUACAACGGGUCGCCACUAUCCAGACCUCAUACCGGUACAAUCAAGGGAGCGAUGACUCGGACUCUGUAGCCGGGCGCCCUGAUGUGACCUUGUCUUAUAGUUCUUCAACCAAAGGUCAUGGAAGUAUCCACUCUGUAUCGCAAGUCCAGCGACCAAGUCAAUCGCGUAUCUGCCAUCGAACUUCAGCAACUGGGACUCUAUUUGGAACCAUCUGGGUGCGAAAGACAUCCGUGCGUGUGGACUCACUGUCCGGCAAGAAUGUUGAUAUUGUUUCGUCAUUUACGUUUUUCCCGUCAUGGUGGCUCACCGGGUUCGGCCUCAAGUAUGGAAUGGAAGCAAACCUCUGUAGUACCUCUGUUGGGUGGCAAUUCAAUUUCAACCCCAUUCGAGCAGUGUCACAAGAGUCUCCGAUAUUUAAAUUUUGCAAAAGCGGCAAUCUACAGGCGGUGCAACAACUGAUAGCAGACGGCUCUGCCUCAGUCAGAGAUACAAGCCCCAAAGGCUGGACCCCUUUACAUUUUGCAGCCACCGCAGAGAACACCAACGUACCGCUUUGUGAGUUCCUGAUAUCAGCAGGGGCGGAUAAAACAGCUUUAGCGUAUGAAGGCCCUACUGACGGCUCACUAUCUCCGGUCACGAUGUUUGCGGCAACAAGCAAAAAGAAACCCGCGGACCGUAAGAUAGCAAUGCUCCGCCUGUUUGAAGACUGCAUGGAUUUAUCAGAGCCAAGUAGCGAAGGGUGGACGGUACUGGCGGACCUUGUCCGAUCGUUUAACCAAGAAAGCGUUCCUCAAACUCAGAACAGUGUAAACUGGUUUUUGCGGUCACUUAAGGCUGAAUCUAUGGUUGCCUUUGGUCCGAAAACUAUGUGGCACGGGCUUCAACAUGCGGUUCGCUCUCUCGUGGAUCUGGAACAUAAGAACAUGCUUGUGGCAAGCAAACUUGGCCUGAAAGGGGCUGGUGGCGCUGAACAGCAAACCCCCACAUCUCAUGGAAUGGCAAUUGCUUACUGGAUAGUACUUCGAGCAACAGGGAAGCAACUGCUACCAAUGUUAGUGGCCGCUGGGGCAAUCAUGCACAUUGAAGGCUAUGACUAUGACCCAGAUACCGAAGUCGACCCAGCGGUACUUGGUCAGCAGCUACCCUUUCUUUACUCCGAAUGGUCCAAGGCUUUGACCAAAAGCAUUGAAACGGUGGACAAGGUGAUGUCUUCUGAACUAGACGCGGCGUUGGAAGAAGCAGGGUGGACACAAGACAGCCUGGGCGAAUUGAUUACAAAUGCUGGCAAGCCGGAUCUAAGUAAGGAACGAUGUCAUCAAAUGUGCUGCUCAGUUUGUGGAGACGACUACAGCUUGUUGGGAGUGGGGCUCGUAGAGCCUCGAUGGAUUGAAUUUACCGAAUGCACCUCUUCAAACCACAAAUCCAACUGUAUUUGCCCUGAAUUUCUCCAAAGUCAAGGAAGGCUCGGGCAUUGCGAGCAACCACCCGGGUAUGAAUCAGACGAUUGUCAAAGCGACUCAGAUGAAGAGAAUGAGAUAUAUCACGACGCCGGAUCCCACAAUACUACUACUGCUACUACCACUAGUAGUCAACAAGAAUGUGACUCCGGCGAUAUCGAUUGGACUGUGAAAUGUCAGGAAUUCAUUCGGAAGAUUGAGGGAAAGAAGAAAGAUCCCUUUUCGGCUGUUGCAGCUCUUCUCUACCGUGCCCAGGCUCGACUGUGGGUGGAGAGAUAUGGGCCCGGGGAAUUACUCUGCGGAACAUGUUUUUUGCGGCGAGAGGGAUACCUCGAUGGAGAGGCGAGAGAUGACGAUGACAUUUUUGCUUCGAUGCCCGCUUCGUUCUGUAGUUGA